AUGAAACGUGUCAAUGAGAUAGAUAAUUCAUUGAUGGAUAUCAGUAAUAGUAGUAAAUCAUCAACUUCAUCAACAUCAUCAACAUCAUUUUUCAACAAUCCAAAGAGAAUGACAUUACUCAUUAGAGAAAAGAGACAACUUGCUCAAGAUGUAUAUCAACUACUAUCACCUGAACAUGGAGAACCACUUAAAGUGUACCUAGAUAUC
Messenger RNA from Acytostelium subglobosum LB1, 207 nucleotides. RefSeq lists its product as hypothetical. The record is from RefSeq and is a predicted model, not a curated record. The annotation marks the transcript as partial. NCBI's taxonomy places the organism in Eukaryota, Evosea, Eumycetozoa, Acytosteliales, Acytosteliaceae. The transcript has a single exon.